GGCCGGCGCCAUCCCGCCCUCUCCGGUAAAUGUCAAUUUUUUCUCUUUACAAGAAAGAACACUUCACCCCGAAGAAAAGAAACGAUCGAUAACUUCACUUCAACUGGGUUUAAAGUUUCUAACAAAAUCAGAAGACAAGUACAGGAAUAAUCAGUACAAGGUUCUGCUGUUGUUGUUGGACAUGGAGCGAGGCGAGCAACGUUACGUUGCAUAAAUAUUUACAAGAGUCUGAGUUUAAAACAAACAAGAACAUUCAAAUGGUUUCAAGAGAUUUAUUUGUGUAAAUAAUUAAUUUUUGACAGACAAUUUGUAUACAUCAAAUUUUCUACAACCAAUGAAAAUGCUUUAUAAUUUGUAUAAUUAUUUUAUUUUAGAUUAGGUGAACUAUAAUACUCUGGUGUUAUGUUUUAUAUAUGAGCCAAUGGGUGUAGCACCAGUAGCCCCUGUUAGGUUAGUAAUGUGGAGUAAAAAUCUUGACUAGUG
Messenger RNA from Rubroshorea leprosula, 483 nucleotides. NCBI's taxonomy places the organism in Eukaryota, Viridiplantae, Streptophyta, Magnoliopsida, Malvales, Dipterocarpaceae. The record is from the annotation of a GenBank genome assembly.